AUGCCGAGACCGUCCACCGCCGUCUCCGCGCCGGGCAAGGUCCUCCUCGCCGGCGGCUACCUCGUGCUCGACCGCCAAUACACCGGGCUCGUCUUCGGCCUGAGCGCCCGCAUCAACGUCGUCGCCCAGGAGAUCGAGACCAGCCAGGGCGUCCAGCUGACCGAGAUCGUCGUCGACAGCCCCCAGUUCCUCGACGCCCAGUGGCGGUACGGCUACCGCCUCGCCCCCGACGAUGGCGGCAUUCACCUCACCCAGUUGCAAGUCGGCUCCGACAUUAGCCCGAACCCCUUCGUCGAGACGACGCUGGCCUACGCCCUGACGUACAUCACCGCCACGACGCCGCACGCCGCGUCGCGCACCCUCGCGCCCGUGCGGCUCACCAUCCUCGCCGACAACGACUACUACUCGCAGCCGCACGACGCCGCCCCCGCCGCGGGCCGCUUCGCCAAGUUCCCGACGCGGCUCCGCGACGCGCACAAGACGGGCCUCGGCUCGUCGGCCGCGCUCGUCACCGCGCUCGCCGCCGCCCUGCUGGCGCACUAUCUGCCGCCGGGCACCUUCGACCUCGGCGCGGCCGCGGGGCGCCGCGCGCUGCACAACCUCGCGCAGGCCGCGCACUGCGCCGCCCAGGGCAAGGUCGGCUCCGGCUUCGACGUCGCCGCCGCCGUCUACGGCAGCUGCCGGUACCGCCGCUUCUCGCCGGCCGUGCUCGCCGGCGUGCCCGAGCCCGGCCGCCCGGGCUUCGCCGCCGCGCUCGCCGCGCUCGUCCGGUCCGACGCCUGGGACGCCGAGGUCGACCGCGGGGACGACGCCGCCGCCGGCCGCGGCCCCGUGCGCCUCCCCCCCGGCGUCGCCCUCCGCAUGUGCGACGUCGACUGCGGCAGCCAGACCGUCGGCAUGGUCAAGCAGGUGCUCGCGUGGCGCGCGGCCGACCCGGCGGCGUCGCGCGCGCUGUGGGACGAGCUGCAGGCGCGCAACGAGGAGCUCGCGGCGGCGCUGGGCGGCGCAGCGGGGGACGCGGCCGUCGCGGCGGCGCUGGCCCGCGCCCGCGGCCUCGUGCGCGCCAUGGGCGCCGCCAGCGGCGUGCCCAUCGAGCCGCCCAGCCAGACCGCGCUGCUCGACGCGCUCGCCGCCGGCGUCCCCGGCGUGCUCGGCGGCGUCGUCCCCGGCGCCGGCGGCUUCGACGCCCUGGCGCUCCUCGUGCGCGACGACGGCGCGGUCGAGGCCCGCCUGCGCAACUUCCUCGCCGCCUGGGGCGCCGAGCACGACGCCCGCGUCCGCCUGCUCGAGGUGCGGGGCGAGACCGAGGGCGCGCGGCGCGAGGACCCGGCCGCGUACGAGGGCUGGGUCUAGUGAGGGAGGGAAGGGGGAGAGGGGGCGAGUUAGAUAACCGAGGAUGAUAUGCACGCAUGUGUAGACGGUAGACCGAGGGAGGAGGAAACGCGUAGACUAGACAGAUUUCCUUAUCGUGCC
Durotheca rogersii is the source of this 1473-nucleotide messenger RNA. RefSeq names its product Phosphomevalonate kinase. Gene Ontology annotation, biological process: isopentenyl diphosphate biosynthetic process, mevalonate pathway; ergosterol biosynthetic process. The transcript has 2 exons. Bases 1 to 1353 code for a protein of 450 amino acids. The record is from RefSeq and is a predicted model, not a curated record. Gene Ontology annotation, cellular component: peroxisome. Gene Ontology annotation, molecular function: ATP binding; phosphomevalonate kinase activity. NCBI's taxonomy places the organism in Eukaryota, Fungi, Ascomycota, Sordariomycetes, Xylariales, Xylariaceae.